Messenger RNA from Anneissia japonica, 3484 nucleotides. RefSeq lists its product as uncharacterized. Bases 159 to 695 code for a protein of 178 amino acids. Lineage: Eukaryota; Metazoa; Echinodermata; Crinoidea; Comatulida; Comatulidae. Gene Ontology annotation, biological process: spermatogenesis. The transcript is spliced from 3 exons. The record is from RefSeq and is a predicted model, not a curated record.
UAGUCCGACGUUUACCUUUAUUGACGACUAUAAAGAGCCUGUUUUCUCAAAUGUUUUUUUGUGGUACUGCUGAUCUCUAGGCCUAGUGUUUUUUUUUUGUUGUUUUCAAAAUAUCUUAUCAAUGUUCAUAGCCUAAAUACUGUAUAUAACUGAAUAGCAUGGGACCUGUGCCCAAGGAAGAAAGGAGUGAACCAAGCCAUGGCAACAAAGAUGACUUACUAAUGGAGCCUGGCUUUGCUGUCAUGGAGAACGAUGCAAGUGACAGUGAUGAGAACAGCAGUGAUGAAGAUCAUGCUGAUAUUGUCAAUCAAGGAUAUCAGCUCCUCUCACAAGAUGUUGAUCCAAUUAUAAAUGAAGAUUGCUUGUUAGCUGCAGAAGCCAGUGCAAGGGUCUCUGAUGGACAACCAAAAGGUGACCAGUCAGAAAUAUCUGCUCAACUUGCCCAUGUUUUACCUAAAGAGACUCCAAAACCAGAUAUGUCAACAGUUGUCACUCAUACUGAUUCACCUGAGUCGCUGAAACACAGACGAGAAAUUAUGGCAAGCGAUGAUCAGAUCAGAGCGGCAAUGUCUGGCUUUUCAUUGCCCACUGCAUCUGUGCCAAACUGGGCAAACUUUGUCCAAGAGAAAGACUGGAAAACAAAUCUUAUACAGAAGAUUCAAAAAGAAGGAAAUGGCACUGAUAAAAAAUCAUGAUACUGUACAGUAUCUACGACAUAGUGUAGCAGAUUCUGGUGCUUGGGCCUUUGGAUGAUGGAGGUUUUAUCCAAACAACAUCAAUAUUAAUUAUUAUUGUUAUUAUUGUUGUAUUAUUAUUUAUUUAACAUCACUAUUGAUGUAACAAUGUGGCACAUACAGUAGACGUUUAUUGUAUUCCAAUCUUAAGUUUCCAUAAAAUGAUGAUAGUUAUGGUUUAUGUUUAUCAGCAUUGUGUAAUUAUUAAAGUCAAUAAAUUAAACUUGCGAAAAAAGCCUGUUCUGGACACCCUAGUUACGACUUUGCAAUACAGUUGGUUUGGUGAAAUGUGUUCAGAAGCAGCUUUGCUGGCCUGGUGAACCCUGUUAUAAAUUUCGUUACAAUUAUUGAAAAAUGCUGAAAAUUCAAUACUGACACUGUUGUCAAUAAUCAAGUAAUUUAUUAAGCCAGAUUCUCAGUGCGCCCGGCAAUCUUCAGCCAAUGCGAUUCUAUCCACAACACGCGCACAACAAAUUGUUUUUGAUGAUUGUCAUCGAUAAUCAGCAGAUGGUGUUGCGUCGUUUAACAGGGAGUGGAGUUAAAUUCGACAGUCGUAGGAGGCAGUGAAUGCUUGGCUUCACACUGCAAAAUGUAUGAGCUGCAGUGAGCAGUAUCUGAUGAAAUACUAUAACUCACCAAUGAUUUAUGUAGAGGCCCUUGUGUCUAAUCAUACAUAGGCUAAUAACUUUGGAUUAUUUUAUUUGUUAUAGUAUGAUGAAUUAUAUCAUUUAUGAAUUGUAUAAACUCAGCAAAAUUGGAGUUAAUUAUGAAGGAAUUAAGUAGGUAACACUCAGAAACUACAAACUAGUGGACCUGUUACAUGUUACAGAUUCACAUAUAUAGAUAGUGUUUAUGAAUCUGUGGUUUUUUUUUUAUAUAAUACUGUACAAUUUGAAAGACAAUCAAAUUCCUAAAAUCAUCUAUAAUUUAGUAUAUAAACAUGUUUAUAUCAGUAGUAUAGAUAUCAUUCACAACAGGCAGCUAAGCAUCUCCUGUUUUGUUUUUUGUUUUUUUCAUGGUAUAUUUUAUUCAAAAACAGUUACAAUUGAUAAUAAAAAGUUUUAGUUAAAAACCUAAAUUGGCACUAUAAUUAGUAUAACUCACCAAUGCCAAUAAAUAGUAUAACUCAACAAUUGCGGAUGUGGUUUGGCGCAGCAAGAAUGGUUUGGUUUUCCAACCGCGCUGUGAAUUUCACAUGUGUUCUUGGGCAAGGCACUUUAUCUGCAUUGCUUCUCUCCACCCAGUAGUAUAAAUGGGUACCUGGUAGGGUUAUAUGCCAAUAUGCGCUGAUGUAGCUGCUGCAACAUUAUUGAAUACUCCCCCAGGGAGCUUGAGUUUGUGUUCCAUAGGCUUUUAAUCAAGUGACGGGGUAAUGAUAAUGUGAAGUGCAUAGAGGGCUUAACAAUAUGUGCUAUAUAAGUCUAGCAUUAUUAUUAAUACAAGCAACAAAAAGGAAAAUUCAUAGUACACGAGACAUUCAAUAUAAAAUACAAAUUUAAAAAAACAGGAAACAAGGGCCUGCCAAUAACUCUGGUACCAAAAAAUGAACAUACACAUGAUUAAAAUAUAUAAUGUUGACUUCAGACAAUCGCAUCAAGAACCAUGUGUCCUAUUAGAUUACAUUAUACUGGUGGCUACAAAUACCAUGUGUCCAAUCAUUAUGGUUCUUGCAUGUUUUUUUGGAAAAUUAUGGAAACAUGAUCUCAGUGUUUGUUUUCCAGGUCCUUGAAAGUCAUGGAAAAUAAAAUUGGAGAAGUUACGGAAAUAUGUGGAAAUCAAAAUGAAUUGCUUUGCAUGGGGGUUACACUGCCACACGCCAAGAAAACUAUUUUGUGAAAUUUAGUUUCUGUGAUAUACGGUGUUGGAAAUUUAAAUUUAUUGGUAUAGAAAAGUUACGGAAAUAUUUGUGAACCAAGGUAUAUGAACCCUGAAUCAUGCAGUGUGGUAUCCCAAGUGUCUAAUCGUUCCAUGCAUUCACUUAUCUGGUGACUAUUCACCUAAAUUAACAGUUAAUUUAGGUGUUAUGAAAACAAAGGCUGUGCUUCAUAAUGCUUAAAUUAACUGUUAGAACAAUUAAUCCGACAAUAAUAAGAUUAUUACAGUAGAUUUUAGAAAUAAUGGGUUGAAAGGUUGAACCAAUGCACUUUAUAGUUGACAUUCCAAGUGUUUAUCUCUAUUACAGUAAUAAAUGUAUUCAGUUUUAUGCAUGUUUAUGAAUUAAGGAAUAUUUCUGUUUUUGUCUCUUGUGUGUUUACAUUUUAACCUGUCCAAUCAUGGAGUUAUAAUUAUUUUGUUAUAGCUCCAUGAUAUACCUAUUUUGCUUACUUUUUAAAUGGCUUUUGUGUACAGUAUGAUUGUCAUUACAUCUUGAAAAUUACAUUUAUGGAUUCAGUUAUGAACAGAAAUAAUAUGCUGGUCUUGUAAUCUCUUUAGUGCUUCAUAUGAUUUCCUUAGGUCAUGGGAUCAACUACUGUAGAAUACAUUAUAUUGGCUUCCUGGGGAAACUUUUUAGCUAGUAAUUCUGUGAAGUGGAAUUUAAACCUACCAGACACCCAUUGAGGCCAACAACACAAGUAAAAUGCCUUGCUCAAUAGAACAAUAUUGCAGCCCCUUUCUUGAACAUUGGAUUUUAAAUUUGCCACAUAAUGGCAUACUGUAUACCCACAUUAUUAAUGCAUUGCAUUGUAUAGAAAUGUUAAUGCAUUGUACAAUAGGGCCUACUGUACUAAUAAAUAUCACAUAAAUCAUCA